Messenger RNA from Cyprinus carpio (common carp), 2304 nucleotides. RefSeq names its product rho-related GTP-binding protein RhoH-like. The record is from RefSeq and is a predicted model, not a curated record. Lineage: Eukaryota; Metazoa; Chordata; Actinopteri; Cypriniformes; Cyprinidae. Gene Ontology annotation, biological process: small GTPase-mediated signal transduction. Gene Ontology annotation, molecular function: GTP binding; GTPase activity.
UUUAGUGCUCUGGUAAUAACUCUACUUGAACUCAAACUUCACCCCAAGGCUGUUUCCCAGACCUUUCAAAAAAGGUGUGUCUAAUUUGUGACCAAAUCAUUUAAACUGGAAAUAAGGAUUCCUUUCAGAAUGACUAAAAUGCAUUCACACAGCACUGUGGUCUCAGGGACUCCAAACAAUGGCAAAGGGCUUAAUCUUUCUUGGUUUCUUUUCCCUGCUGCAUUAGACCGUUUCAUGCAUAAUGAGAUCUUGACUGCAGAAGAAGCAAGACUCGAUGCCGUAGAUGUGCUGAGAACGUCACAGCGGAAGCUUAGAAGGGAUUUGAUGUACGAUUUUACAGAGAAAAGAGCCCAGCCUCGCACUUCACUUCCCUCUGCUCUGUCUGUGAAGGCAUAUAUUAUCUCUCUGUGCUCAAAGGAGCUUGAGUUUCCUGAGUUUAACAGUUGAAGUUUUGAGAAAAAUGCAGCAUUGGACAGAGGUCUGAUCUCUUUCUAAUGUUUCAUUAAAUUAAAGUAACAGAUGCUGAACUGAGCUUUAUCUACGCAUGUGAAUCUCACAGUUGAAGAGUCAGAGGAGUGAAACAUCAAAGUUGAGAUACAGCUGGGCGUCUUGAAUAUCUCUGAUGGUCUAUAAUGAACUCAGCUCCUAAACCUUCAGUGGAUUACAGAGCCGAGGAGUAAAUCACCACCAGACUUCAGAAUGCUGUGUAUCUUGCAGUGUUUUUAUUCUUAGUGCUCACAUUUCUGCAGACUUGCGAUUGGAAGGAUGACUUCAUCAUCUGUUGGACACCACUGAUACAUACUCAUUAUUUACAAUAGCUACGACACCAGAGAGACGGAAGGAUGAAUGGGCUGGAAGAGACCUCGGUGAAAUGCGUCCUGGUCGGGGACUGUGCGGUGGGUAAAACGGCACUUCUUGUACGAUUCACUUCUGAAACGUUCCCAGACAGCUACAGACCUACUGUCUAUGAAAACACUGGUGUUGAUGUGUUCAUGGAUGGAGUCCAGAUCAGCUUGGGACUGUGGGAUACAGCAGGCCAUGAGACAUUCCGGCAAAUCCGGCCCAUGUCCUAUCAGCAGGCGGAUGUGGUUUUGCUCUGCUAUUCGGUGGCAAAUGCGAAUUCGUUAAAUAAUUUGCGGCACAGAUGGAUCGCUGAAGUGAGGGAGUAUCUCCCGAAGGUUCCUGUGCUGGUUGUUGCCACACAGACGGACCAUCGUGAGAUGGGCCCGUAUCGCGCCAACUGCACCGCGGCCUCGGAGGGCAAACAGGUGGCACAGGAGAUCCGUGCCAAGGGAUACCUGGAGUGCUCGGCUCUCAGCAAUCGUGGCGUGCAGCAGGUUUUCGAGUGUGCUGUUCGGACGGCUGUUAAUCGGGCACGAAGACGGACACGGCGGAGACUGAUGGACCUUAACCCCUGUAAAAUGUCCUGAUGCUUUCAAAAGAGGGCUGUCGUUUGAUUCUCAUGCAUCACUAAGACACAAUUGUUUCUCACACACAAUACCAACUAUUUGAAGCCUCAACAAAGACUUCUUAACACUGAUAUCUUGAUAAUGUUUACUUAAAAGACUGAUUGAUUUUGAGUCGUCUAGUGAGGCUCUGAAAUCUGAUUAUACAUUAGACACAUUACAGAUAUUUAUUCAUUAGAAAGCUGUGUACUUUUAAUUUUAUGAGUAUUAAAUGAUUGAAACAUAUCUUUUAAAAGACAGGUGCGUUGGAAAAUGUACAUUUGUAGAUUGUAGCUCUUCAAGUUCGGUUUUAAAUGUCAUUCUUGUGAAUUGAAACGGAGCUUUAAAUCUCACUCUCAGUCUGCAGGUUUCUCUCCUAGACCUGUGAAAACGUAAAAUAAGGAGUCACAUUAGCUCAUAAUGUCAGAUCACAUUCUGUUAUCUUAAUUUUAGAUGGCGAUUAAAUCAGUUUGGUUAUGAAUUUCUGACUUUGACCGACAAUGCUUUUUUCUGUGUUAUGUUGUUGUUGUGAAGCUCUUAUUCUUAAAAGAUUGAUUUCAUAAUCUUUAUGAGGUCACUUAAAAAAAGUAGUUGUUUUAAUAAAAAAGAGUUUAGCUCUGUGUGGUUUGUCACGCACAGCGAACCAUGGAAAAUGUUUUUACAUACGUUCUGACUAAAUAAACAAAAGGCGUGUGUUAUUAAAAAUAAGAAUUACUUAAAAAAAGGGAUUUUCAAACUUAUUAAUGCUAAGAAUUUAUAAAUAUGAUAAUCCCCUUGAAAAGGACCCCCUUCCUAUAUCAUAAAGUUAACUAUUUAUUUUAAGAAAUAUUGUGAUAUAUAUAUAUAUAUAUAAAAGAAA